GUUCAUCACGUUAGUCAACCAGGUCCAAAAUGAUUUACGAGAGUCAAACCAAGUCCAAGCCCUGCUCUUCACGUUACUUUUCUUCAAAUCCUACUGCGACGUCGUUGACCAAUCAAUCGUAUUAAAAUCUCCGGCGAUCUCCUCUCUUUGACUCCUCUGCGAGAUAUAAUUGGGGAUUCUUCCUUAAUCCCGGCCUCAAGCUCACAUCUUUGGCUUCUAAAUCCAAGAUUUUUGCAAAAAAUCGAAGCUUUGAUUCAAUGGGGAUUUGCUACGCUGUUCCCGUCGAUCCAGAGAUGAAGAAGGCGUCUUUGACGCCGCCGCCGCAGCCGCCGCCGUCGGCGGCGGCGGGGAAGAAGGAGAAGAAGAGGAAGACGAAGAGGAUGAAUCCCUUCUCGCUGGGCUACCACCGCGCGGCCGCACCUGGCUUCGCCGUCCUCCAGUGCCCCAGCGGCCGCGACAUCGCCGCCAGGUACGAGCUCGGCCGCGAGCUCGGCCGCGGCGAGUUCGGCACCACCUUCCUCUGCACCGACCGCGCCACCGGCGAGCGCUUCGCCUGCAAGUCCAUCUCCAAGCGGAAGCUGCGCACGACGGUGGACAUCGAGGACGCGCGGCGGGAGGUCGAGAUCAUGCGCCACCUGCCGGCGCACCCCAAUCUGGUCAGCCUCAAGGAGACGUACGAAGACGACGGGGCGGUGCACCUGGUCAUGGAGCUCUGCGAGGGCGGUGAGCUCUUCGAUCGCAUCGUCGCCAGGGGACGCUACACCGAGCGCGCCGCCGCUGCGGUCAUCCGCACCAUCGUGGAGGUGGUGCAGAUGUGCCACCGGCACGGCGUGAUGCACCGGGACCUCAAGCCGGAAAACUUCCUCUUCGGAGACAGCAAGGAGAACGCCCCUCUCAAAUCAAUCGACUUUGGCCUCUCCCAAUUUUUCAGACCAGGCGAGCGCUUCACCGAGAUUGUUGGCAGUCCCUACUACAUGGCUCCUGAGGUUUUACUCAGAAACUAUGGCCCUGAAGUUGAUGUUUGGAGCUCAGGAGUCAUCCUCUACAUCUUGCUAUCCGGUGCGCCGCCAUUUUGGGGAGAGACUGAACAUGGAGUCGCGGAGGCGAUCAUUCGUUCGGUUGUUGAUUUUAAAAGAGACCCAUGGCCUAAAGUUUCCGACUAUGCUAAAGACCUUGUCAGACGAAUGCUCGAGCGGGAUCCAAACAAACGUUUAACAGCUCAACAAGUUCUCGAUCAUCCUUGGUUGCAAAAUGGGAAGAAGACCCCCAAUGUCGAUCUCGGUGAGAAUGUUCGGGCACGAUUUCAACAGUUUUCGAUGAUGAACAAGUUCAAAAACAAAGCUCUCAAGGUCAUGGCGGAGCAUUUGUCGGUGGAGGAAGUCGCGGACAUAAAGGAUAUGUUCGAGAGUAUGGACAUUGACGACAAGGGGAAGAUAACCCUCGAGGAGUUCAAAUAUGGCUUGCAUAAGCUCGGCCACUUGGUUCCUGAUUCAGACGUUAAGAGGCUAAUGAAGGCAGCUGGUGUGGAUGGAAAUGACACCCUCGACUAUGGAGAAUUCGUCGCGAUCUCGAUCCACCUGAAAAGGAUCGGAAACGAUGGUCACCUCCGUGAGGCCUUUCGAUACUUUGAUCAAGAUGACAACGGAUACAUAGAGAUUGAAGAGCUGAGGGGUUGCUUGGCAGACGAUCUGGGUCCAAACCCUGAUGAAGUAAUCUACGCGAUAAUCCACAACGUUGACACCGAUAAGGAUGGGAAAAUAAGCUACGAGGAGUUUGCGACGAUGAUGAAGGCCGGAACAGACUGGAGGAAGGCAUCGAGGCAGUACUCAAGGGAGAGGUUCACAUCCCUCAGCUCCAAACUCGCAAAGGAUGGAUGGAUGUUCGCAUCAACUGGGAAAUUAUCGUAAACAUCUAUCAGAUCACUUUGUCUGUGUUGCAAUGUGGUGGUGUACAUAUCGUGCCGGAC
Molecule: messenger RNA, 1966 nt
Organism: Zingiber officinale
Lineage: Eukaryota; Viridiplantae; Streptophyta; Magnoliopsida; Zingiberales; Zingiberaceae
Product: calcium-dependent protein kinase 20-like
Exons: 7
Coding region: 258-1907 (549 amino acids)
Biological process (GO): intracellular signal transduction; protein autophosphorylation; peptidyl-serine phosphorylation
Cellular component (GO): cytoplasm; nucleus
Molecular function (GO): ATP binding; calcium ion binding; calmodulin binding
Source: RefSeq, a predicted model, not a curated record